UCGGGGAACGUUCUGGUCCCGGAUUCCGCACGAGGUGUUGACGGGGCCGCUCCCGCCCGCCUCUCCGCCGCGCGCGCCGGGCCCGCGCCGCCCGGGCUGCACGUCCCAGACGCGUCCACGGCGCAAGGCUCAAGAGAGAUCCCCAGGAGGCUGGACCCCAUGGCUUCCUGGCAGAGCUCCUGGUGGCUGCUGAUAUGGAUGGUCUUCAUGCACUCUGCCCUCCUGCAGGCCACAGCAGAGAAGUCCCCCGGAGCCUACUUCCUUCCUGAGUUUGCACUCUCCCCCCAGGGAAGUUUUCUCGAAGACACAACAGGGGAGCAGUUCCUCACAUACCGCUAUGAUGACCAGACCUCAAGAAACACUCGUUCCGAUGAAGACAAAGACAGCAACUGGGAUGCUUGGGGCAGCUGGAGCGACUGCUCGAGGACUUGCGGGGGAGGGGCAUCGUACUCUCUUCGGAGGUGCUUGACUGGGAGGAAUUGUGAAGGACAGAAUAUUCGAUACAAGACCUGCAGCAAUCAUGACUGCCCUCCGGACGCGGAGGACUUCAGAGCCCAGCAGUGCUCCGCCUACAAUGACGUCCAGUAUCAGGGGCGUUAUUAUGAAUGGCUUCCCCGGUAUAACGAUCCUGCGGCCCCCUGUGCGCUCAAGUGCCAUGCACGGGGACAGAACCUGGUAGUGGAGCUGGCACCCAAGGUCCUGGAUGGAACUCGCUGCAGCACAGAUUCCCUGGACAUGUGCAUCAGUGGAAUUUGUCAGGUUGUGGGCUGUGACCGGCACCUGGGGAGCAGCGCCCAGGAGGACAACUGCGGCGUCUGUGCUGGUGACAGCUCCACCUGCAGGCUUGUGCGGGGACAAUCGAAGUCGCACGUUUCUCCGGAAAAAAGGGAAGAAAAUGUAAUUGCUGUCCCUCUGGGAAGUCGGAGUGUAAGAAUUACAGUGAAAGGACCAGCGCAUCUUUUUAUUGAAUCAAAAACACUUCAAGGAAGCAAAAGAGAACACAGCUUUAAUAGCCCGGGAGUUUUCGUCAUAGAAAACACCACAGUUGAAUUUCAGAGGGGCUCAGAGAGGCAGACCUUUAAGAUUCCAGGACCUCUGAUGGCUGAUUUCAUCUUCAAGACCAGGUACACAGUGGCCAAGGACAGUGUGGUCCAGUUCUUCUUCUACCAGCCGAUCAGUCAUCAGUGGAGACAAACCGACUUCUUUCCCUGCACUGUAACAUGUGGAGGAGGUUAUCAGCUCAACUCUGCUGAGUGUGUGGAUAUCCGCUUGAAGAGGGUGGUUCCUGACCAUUACUGCCAUUACUACCCGGAAAACGUGAAGCCAAAACCCAAACUGAAGGAAUGCAGCAUGGACCCUUGCCCAUCGAGCGACGGGUUUAAAGAGAUCAUGCCCUACGACCACUUCCAACCUCUCCCUCGCUGGGAACAUAAUCCUUGGACCGCGUGCUCGGUGUCUUGCGGAGGUGGGAUUCAGAGACGGAGCUUCGUGUGUGUGGAGGAGUCCAUGCACGGGGAGAUUCUGCAGGUGGAGGAGUGGAAGUGCAUGUAUGCGCCCAAACCCAAGGUCAUGCAGACCUGCAACCUGUUCGACUGCCCCAAGUGGAUCGCCAUGGAGUGGUCUCAGUGCACGGUGACUUGCGGCCGAGGGUUACGUUACCGCGUCGUUCUGUGUAUCAACCACCGUGGACAGCACGUUGGGGGCUGCAACCCGCAGCUGAAGUUACACAUCAAAGAAGAAUGUAUCAUUCCCAUCCCAUGUUAUAAACCAAAAGAAAAAAGUCCAGUGGAAGCUAAGUUACCUUGGCUGAAACAAGCACAAGAACUAGAAGAGACCAGAAUAGCAACAGAAGAACCAACGUUCAUUCCGGAGCCCUGGUCAGCCUGCAGCACCACAUGCGGGCCGGGCGUCCAGGUCCGAGAGGUGAAGUGUCGCGUGCUCCUCACGUUCACGCAGACGGAGACUGAGCUGCCUGAGGAAGAGUGUGAAGGCCCCGAGCUGCCCACCGAGCGGCCUUGCCUCCUCAAGCCAUGCAGCGAGGGCCCUGCCUCCCGCGAGCUGGACGUCUCUCUCCAGGAGGACAGCAGGAUGACUUACCACUGGGAGUAUGCUGGGUUCACCCCUUGCACGGCCACAUGCUUGGGAGGCCAUCAAGAAGCCAUAGCAGUGUGCUUGCACACCCAGACCCAGCAGACAGUCAGUGAUACCUUGUGUGAUAUGGUCCACCGUCCUCCAGCAAUGAGCCAGUCUUGCAACAUGGAGCCCUGCCCACCCAGGUGGCAUACCGGCUCUUGGGGCCCCUGCUCAGCUACCUGUGGUGUGGGAAUCCAGACCCGAGAGGUAUACUGCCUGCACUCUGGGGAGUCCCCGGCCCCCGCUGAGGAAUGUGGAGACGAGAAGCCACAUGCCCUACAAGCGUGCAAUCAGUUUGACUGCCCUCCUAGCUGGCACAUUGAAGAAUGGCAGCAGUGUUCCAGGACGUGUGGAGGGGGAACUCACAAUCGAAGAGUCACCUGUCGGCAGCUGUUAACUGAUGGCAGCUUUUUGAAUCUCUCUGAUGAAUUGUGCCAAGGACCCAAGGCAUCUUCCCAUAAGUCCUGUGCCAGGACAGACUGCCCUCCACAUAUCACUGUGGGAGACUGGUCAAAGUGUUCUGUCAGUUGCGGUGUUGGAACCCAGCGAAGAAAGCAGGUGUGUCAGAGGCUGACGGCCAAAGGCCAGCGUGUUCCCCUCAGUGAGAUGAUGUGCCGAGACCUUCCAGGGCCGCCUCUUGUAAGAUCUUGCCAGAUGCCCGCGUGCGAUAAAAUCAAACCAGAGCCAAAGACAAAACCUGGGGAGCAGGGGCCCCAGAUCCUCGGUGUCCAGAGGGUCUACAUUCAGACGAGGGAAGAGAAGCGCAUUAACCUGACCGUGGGUAGCAGAGCCUAUUUGCUGCCCAACACAUCGGUGAUUAUCAAAUGCCCAGUACGACGAUUCCAGAAAUCCCUGAUCCAGUGGGAGAAGGAUGGCCAUUGUCUGCAGAACUCCAAACGGCUUGGCAUCACCAAGUCGGGCUCCCUAAAAAUCCACAGCCUCGCGGCCCCGGAUAUCGGCACGUACCGCUGCGUGGCCGGCUCUGCGCAGGAAACCGCAGUUCUCAAGCUCAUCGGCACAGACAACCGGCUCAUUGCGCCCCCAGUGCUCGGGGAGCACGUGCGGGAGUAUCCGGGGAUGGACCCCAAGGAAGCCAAUAGCUUGGGAGCCACGUGGCAGAAAAUGAGGCAGCUAUGGGGUAACAAAAAUGAGCUUUCUCCGGAGGACGGCCAAACUGCUAAGCAGCCUUUCUUGAGGGCUCUGUUGGGCCCAUGCAGGAAUUCUGCAGGCAACACCAACUUCUGGGAGUUGAAGAACAAGCAGUUUGAAGCAGCAGUUAAACACGGAGCAUAUAGCAUGGAUAUGGCCCAGUUUGAUGAGCUGAUGAGAAACAUGAGUCAGCUCAUGGAAACCGGAGAGGUCAGUGAUGACCUCGCGUCCCAGGUGAUCUAUCAGCUGGUGGCCGAGUUAACCAAGGUGCAGCCAGCCCGCGAGCCGUGGAGGGGCGUCCAGGAAGGGGUGCCUCCCCCCGCACGGCUGAGGGGGGAAACGAGAAGGAUGCCUCAAAUCUCGGAUGUGGAGAACUCAGGCAAGCUGACCUUCAAGCCGAAGAGACCUGUUCUCAUGAGGCAAAGCCAGCCCACCUCGAUUUCCUUUAAUAAAACAAUAAAUUCAAGGAUUGGAAAUACAGUGUACAUUACAGAAAGGACAGAGGUCAUCAACAUACUGUGUGAGCUCGUUACCCCCAGUCAGGCCACGUAUACAUGGACCAAGGAUGGGGCCUUGUUGCAACCCUCAGAAAAGAUAAUCUUGGCCGGAAUGGGAAAAAUGCAAAUACGGAACCCUACAAAGAAGGAACAAGGAACGUAUGGAUGCUCUGUAGCUAACCAUCUCGGUUCAGACGUGGAGAGUUCUCCUGUGCUCUACGCAGAGGCGCCUGCCAUCUUGUCUAUCGAAAGAAAUAUCAGCAGACUGGAACACAGCCAUCUGUCGGUCGUGGUUGGAGGCGUCGUGGGGGCAGCCCUGCAAGCCGAUGUGACAAUCCGAUGUCCUGUAAAAGGUGUCCCUCAGCCUAAUAUAACUUGGUUGAAGAGAGGAGGAUCUCUGAGUGACAAUGUUUCCUUGCUUUUCAAUGGAUCCCUGUUGUUGCAGAAUGUUUCCCUUGAACAUGAAGGAACCUAUGUCUGCACAGCUUCCAAUGCUCUUGGAAAGGCAGUGGCAACGUCUGUGCUGCACCUGCUGGAACAAAGACGUUUGGACAGUAAAAGCAUAUUUCCCAAGGACUAUAAAAAUCAUAUGCUCCAGGCAUCCAACGCUGGAACCAACAGCAAUGACCCAACAGGAGAACCCCGACCUCCAGAGCCUUUUUGGGAGCUCGGUAACUGGACGCAUUGUUCUGCCACCUGCGGCCACUUGGGAGCCCGCGUCCAGAGACCCCGGUGUGUGAUGGCCAACGGGCAGGAAGUGAGUGAGGCCCUUUGCCAAAACCUCCCGAAGCCGCUGGCUGGGUUUCAGCCCUGUAACAUCCAGGACUGCCCCUCCAGGUGGUUCACGAGCGCGUGGUCUGAGUGCUCUGUGUCUUGCGGUGAAGGGUUCCACAGUCGGCAAGUGACCUGCAAACGCGCCAAAGCCAACGGCACCGUGCAGGUGAUGUCUCCAAGAGCGUGUGCUCCCAGAGAGAGGCCUCUGGGAAGAAGGCCAUGUUCCGGUCAUCCUUGUGGCCAGUGGGUCGUUGAGCCAGGAGGCCAGUGUCCGGCUCGUUGCCUGGGUCGCACUGGGAGGAUGCAGCAGCAGCAUGCGGUUUGCCAGCAUCGCAACAGCUCUGACCCCCGCUGCGAUGACAGAAGGAGACCCACCUUGAGGAGGAACUGCUCGUCGGGGGCUUGUGACACGUGUUGGCGCACAGGCCCCUGGAGGCCCUGCACGGCAGCCUGCGGCCGGGGCUUCCAGUCUCGGAAAGUCGACUGUGUCCGCACGAGGAGCUGCAGACCCGUGGUGGAGAGACACUGUGUGCCGAAAAAGAAACCGGCUUCCUGGCGGCACUGCCUUGGGCCUUCCUGUGACAGUACGUACCCCUCGCAGGACACUGCUCAGACACGGCUCACUACUGUAUGUUUGUAAAGCAUCUCAGUUUGUGUUCGCUAGAUCUCUACAAACAGAGGUGCUGCCAGUCUUGUCAAGAAGGGUAAGCCUGUGGCCGGGGGUCGUAACGCUGCUGUGAAGACAGAGCCAAAACGUGUAGAAGCUCUCUUCCCCCACGUAGCUGGUUCAGAAACGUGUGAUUUCUCUUAGAACUCUAGAUCCCGCCUCCGGGGGUCGGUGCCAACUCACCGCUGGUGGGACGUCGUCCUAUUGCCUUCCCCGUGGCCCAUUUUCAAUCCCAGCUCUUUGAGGUGGUCUAUUCCGGGACCAUCAGAAACACGGUAGCAGGCGUGCCCUUGCCCUUGGCACCCUCCCCAUGUCCUUCUAAUCAGGAAACCGCCCAGAUCCCCAGUGUGUUGUCACAGGCUGCUUGUCCUGUGACAGGUAGACCCGCGGAGGGUAGGACGCCCUGAAGACACGAGGGACACGCAGCCGCCGAUGACUUCCUCUUCUCUCGAGUUUUGGGGUUUCAACAGGUUUGUAAGGCAGCUACACUUUAGAAGCUCUGGCCAGUAGUUGUUAAGAUGGUGUGAAGGGCGCUAGUGCAUUUUUAUGGGUCCUUAAGUCUGGUCUGUGGAGAAGAGGCCAUCGUUCUGGACGGGGUCACUGCACUGACUGAUCCGAGGACCCUGGGGGCGAGGAGGGGGGCGGUGGCAUCUUGUUCUUGCUCUUACAGCACCUGGGGGCAAGGCACAAACUACAUGUUGCUGCCAUUUUCACAACCAUGGGGAUCUACCUGUGACCAGAUGAGGCGUUUCGGAAAUCAAAGGAGAGGGAAAGUCCACCUUUUCUACUGAUUUUGAAGUGUAUUCAAAGCUUUCUCUUAAGAGCUGUGAAUGAAAUUUUCCUAAGCCCUAUUCUCUUGCACACACGCAGAAAAUCGAAGCCUUGUUAGACCUAAUUUACGCAUAAAAUAGUACUCCUGAGGAUAUUUUGUUUCAGGAUUUUUGUUUCUUAUAAUCCUGAAGAUUAUGAGAAAGUCAUCUAAAUAGGAAACAUGGUGGUUGAAAAGAAUUGUUUACCGUGAAUAAUUGUUUUAAUUCAGACCGAUUUGUCGGUAAAUCCAAAGUGAAUGUGGGUUAGGCUAGAAGUUACAGGAGGGCCGGGGGUCAGAGUUAGGAUUUGGUGAGUAAGUUUAGGGUUCACUUUAGUUUUAGGACCGGGUGAGGGGAGAGUGGAAGGUUAUGUUAGGGUUAAGGCGAGAGUUGAUGUUGGCGGUUAGCGAGAAGGCCAAGUUGGGUUGCGUUGGGUCACAUUCAGACUGGGGUCAGUGCUGGUGAUGGUGCCGUGUCCGGGUGGAGGGUAAAUUGGGAGUGAAUUGUUUCUGCUGAAGGAGUCUGGGGCUUGCGUGAAAUUGUGACGUUCUGACGCUCAUUCGGUUCUGGAGUCCUUCCCCUAACAUCCCACUGGUUAUGACUUUCAAUGGCACACGACCCAAGGAUGCGGCCAUCCUUCCUCGGUCAGCAUUCUAGCUGCCUGCGCACAUGCUGCCGACAGCCCGUUGGCCACGGCAGCACCUGAAGCAGGUGGUGCUGGACCAAGUCCCUGAUCACGAAGAAGCAAACAGCACGUUGGGGCUUUGGAUUUGUCUGAGUCUCUCCGCCAUAUGUUCUGAGCACCAGCUGUCAUGUUCUAACUUCAGCCUCACUGACACUGACAAUGAGCACUACUGUACGCGGAGGGUUUGGUGGCCGGGACGGAGGGGGACGUGAAGGGCACACACAGCCCGUGGGGUGUUAAUCAUCAGUCACACUUGAUUGUGGAAGGUUUUUAAAUUAAAAGAAAGAUCAUUUGUAAACUAGUCUUUGUAUAUAUUUAUUAUAUGACUUAAAGGUGCAAUAUUUUAUUUUGUACAGUAUGUAAUAAAGACGUGGGACAUAUAUUUUUUUUUCUUAUCAACAAAAUUUCCUAUUAAAUUGCUUCACCUCUGUGUUUAAAGUUCAAGUCGCUAUCUUUCAUUUGCUAUUGUACUUUCGUCUUGGUAUUGUUCAAGUGACAUUCCUGUGUACUGUAUUUUACUACUGUUUCUAUAAUAUAAGAGUUAAUGUUUCUUUCAUGACCCUUAAGUCAUUCAGAAAUAAAUUUACUUUGAUUAUUUA
Zalophus californianus (California sea lion) is the source of this 7313-nucleotide messenger RNA. It is a transcript of the gene ADAMTSL3, whose product is annotated as ADAMTS like 3. The coding region runs from base 160 to 5193 and encodes 1677 amino acids. The transcript has 30 exons. Gene Ontology annotation, molecular function: metalloendopeptidase activity. The record is from RefSeq and is a predicted model, not a curated record. Gene Ontology annotation, biological process: extracellular matrix organization. NCBI's taxonomy places the organism in Eukaryota, Metazoa, Chordata, Mammalia, Carnivora, Otariidae. Gene Ontology annotation, cellular component: extracellular matrix.